Messenger RNA from Spirodela intermedia, 3425 nucleotides. NCBI's taxonomy places the organism in Eukaryota, Viridiplantae, Streptophyta, Magnoliopsida, Alismatales, Araceae. The record is from the annotation of a GenBank genome assembly.
AUGAGAAUUCCUCGUCAUUCCUCGCCGCUGCUCCUGGUCUGGUUCGUCUUAACGCCGCUCGUGUGGAGCCUGAACACCGAUGGCGUCGCGCUCCUCGCCCUCUCCAAGAGCUUGCUGCUGCCGGAUUCGGUCCUCUCCACCUGGAACUCCUCCCACUCCUCCCCCUGUCGCUGGACCGGCGUCCGCUGCGGCGCCGCCGGCCGCCGCGUCGUCUCCCUCGACCUCUCCGACAGGGGAGUCUCCGGCGCGCUGGGGCCGGAGAUCGGCCGCCUGAGUCGUCUCCGACAGCUGAUCCUCUCCGGUAACUCCCUCUCCGGCCAGAUCCCGCCGGAACUCGGCAACUGCUCCCUGCUGGAAAACAUCGAUCUCUCCUCCUCCGGCAUCUCCGGCGAGAUCCCCGGCGGCCUCUGGAACUUGCGCAGGCUCUCGCACCUCUCCCUCUAUCAGAACUCCCUCUCGGGGGAGAUCCCUAACUGGCUCUUCCAUCUUCCUGCCCUCGACACCGUCUACCUCAACCGUAACAACUUCUCCGGCGCGAUCCCCGAGAGCGUCGGCAACAUGACAGGCGGCACCGUCCUAUGGCUGAACAGGAACUCCCUCUCCGGCCAGAUCCCCAGCUCCCUCGGCAACUGCAGCAAGCUCCAGGAGAUCUACCUGCAGGACAACCAGUUCACCGGAGCUAUCCCUGAUUCCUUCGCCAACCUCCGGAAGCUCGUCUACCUCUACCUGAGCAGGAACAAGCUCGCCGGAAGAAUUCCUCUGGGCUCCGCGCCGUUCCCCAACCUGAAAGAACUGGAGCUCUCUUCCAACAGCUUCACCGGCGAGAUCCCCGGCGGGAUCGGGAACUGGACUCGUCUGGUUAUCUUUUCAGUCACGAGGAACAACCUCUCCGGCCCCAUUCCUCCUUCCUUCGGUUCCCUGACGGCGCUCUCUGAUCUGCUACUCCCUGAGAACCGUCUCUCAGGGCCGAUCCCCCCCGAGAUCGGAAGGUGCAGAUCCUUGACCUUGCUGCACCUGCAGGAGAACCAGUUGGAAGGCGCUGUUCCUGGAGAGCUGGCCAACCUGAGCAGUCUGAAGAGCCUGAUCUUGUUCGGGAACAAUCUGAGCGGGGAGCUCCCCAGAGCGAUCUGGAGCAUCCCCACACUGCAGGAGGUGCUCAUCUACGACAACAAUCUCUCAGGGGAGCUGCCGCCGGAGAUGGCCGAGCUCAGGGACCUGAAGAACGUCACCCUCUUCAACAACCGGUUCUCCGGGCAGAUCCCUCCAGGGCUGGGGCUCAACAGCAGCCUGGAGAUUGUGGACUUCACCAACAACAGCUUCGUCGGAGAGAUUCCCCCGCACAUCUGCUCCGGGAAGCAGCUCUGGGCCCUGGACCUGGGCUCCAAUCUUCUCCACGGCAGCAUACCUCCAGGGGUGGGGAGCUGCUCAACUCUCAGAAGGUUGAUUCUCCAGAACAACAACUUGACUGGGCCCAUCCCAGAUUUUGCAUCCAAUUCCAGCCUCGCCUUCUUGGAUCUGAGUGGGAAUCAUCUCAGCGGCCCCAUUCCGAAGAGCUUGGGAAGCUGCAAGAACAUCAGCUCCAUAAUCCUCUCCCUGAACAAGCUCACAGGAACCCUUCCCCCAGAGAUCGGCAACUUGAAGAGGCUCACUGUCUUGAAGCUCUCCUCCAAUAGCUUGAGCGGUGAGAUCCCCGGAGAGAUUUCGUCCUGUAGCCAAAUCAACCAGCUAGAUGUGGGAUUCAAUUCUCUAAAUGGCUCGUUACCAGAAAGCAUGGCGAAUCUGACUCGAUUAACUCGGUUAAUGAUGCAAGACAACCAGCUCACCGGGGGGAUCCCUGAUUUCUUGUCAAGAUUCAGGGGACUCUUCGAGCUGCAGCUCGGUGGAAAUGAUUUCGGUGGGAGGAUACCUUCGUCACUGGGAUCCUUGGAGAACCUGAACGCCGGUCUGAAUCUCAGUGGCAAUGGACUGGUUGGAGAUCUUUCCUCUCUGGCGUCUCUGAAGACGCUCCUAAGGCUGGAUCUAUCCAAGAACAAUCUUACAGGAGAUCUCUCGCACCUGGAGGACAUCCCGCUGACCUUCUUGAAUGUAUCCCAUAAUCAUCUGUCCGGCCCCGUGCCCAAGAAAUUUUGGGCACUUGUGAUCGCCUCUCCGAGCUCCUUUCUGGGCAAUCCCGAGCUCUGCAUUCCUUGCCAGAGUGGUGAUUCGAUCUGCAGCGACAGGAGUGUUGUUCUCAGCCCCUGCACCAGCGGAUCGGCCAGCGGACGAGGACUUCGCAGGAUCCACGUCAUAGCCAUAGCUCUUUGCUCAUCCAUCGCCUGCCUCGUGGUGGUCCUCCUCUCGGUACACGCCUUGCUUCGCCGAAAGAAACCAGAUCGAGGAACAGAGCCUGCUCUGGGAGAGGGUUCUUCGCUCCUGCUGAGAAAGGUGAUGGAAGCAACAGAGAAUCUGAAUGACAGGCAUGUCCUAGGCAGAGGCGCCCAUGGAACAGUCUACAGGGCGCAGCUCAGCCAGGGAAAGGUUUACGCGGUGAAGAAGCUCGUGUUCAAGAACCAGAAGGGCUCAAACGCGAGCAUGAUGAGAGAGAUUGAGACCAUGGGGAAGAUCAGGCACAGGAGCCUGGUGAAGCUCGUUGACUUCUGGAUGACAGACGAAUAUGGGCUGAUUCUCUAUGAUUAUAUGCAGAACGGAAGCCUUCACGACGUUCUUCAUCUGGGCAAGCCACCGCUGGCCUUGGGAUGGAAUCUGCGGCACAGGAUCGCCUUGGGGACCGCCCACGGAUUGGCUUAUCUCCACCAUGACUGUAAUCCCUGCAUCAUUCAUCGAGAUAUCAAGCCGAAGAACAUACUCCUGGACUCGGAGAUGGAGGCCCACAUCUCGGAUUUCGGCAUAGCCGGGCUCUUGGAUCAGUGCUCUUCUCCGGGCGAUACGUCUGGCCUCAUGGGCACCUUCGGGUACAUCUCCCCAGGUAAGAUCCCACCGGCUCUCAAACCUCAAACCCUAAUUUCAGACCUCACCCAUUGACCGCGUCCAUUCCUCCAGAGUCGGGAUUCUCAACCAGGAGGAGCAGAGAAUCGGACGUCUACAGCUACGGCGUCGUGCUGCUGGAACUGAUCACCAGGAAGAUGUCUCUCGACCCCUCCUUCCCCGAGGACACAGAUCUGGUGAGAUGGGUGACCUCCACUCUGGACGGAUCCCACGAACUCGAGAGGAUCGUCGAUCCAGACCUUGCACAAGAGGUCUCCGCCUCCGGAGAAGCCGAGGAGGUGAGGGAAGCGCUGCUGCUGGCACUGCGAUGCAUCGACAGAGACCCCAAUCGAAGACCCUCCAUGCGGGAAGUGGUGAAGCUCCUGCAAGAUAUGAAAUCUAGCGUCUCACGCAGCAGACCUGCGGAGCCGACGACAUUUGGAAGAGCCUCGGAGGCGUGA